This is a messenger RNA of Pseudoliparis swirei, 2790 nucleotides long. Its product is annotated as KIAA0319 ortholog. Gene Ontology annotation, cellular component: cytoplasmic vesicle; plasma membrane. The record is from RefSeq and is a predicted model, not a curated record. NCBI's taxonomy places the organism in Eukaryota, Metazoa, Chordata, Actinopteri, Perciformes, Liparidae. The coding region runs from base 220 to 2508 and encodes 762 amino acids. The transcript is spliced from 15 exons.
UUCCCGCUGCUUCAGCACCAGUUCCCGAUCCCUCCGGGAUGUGGUCUGCGGGACGGACCGGGUCCACCGAGCCGGACCAGUGAGGAGCCUUUGGGGGAACCGGGGAAAGGGGGCCACGACCAGUCAGGGUACCUGUUCCUGUUCCCAGUCAGGGUUCCUGUUCCUGUUCCAGUCAGGGUUCCUGUUCCUGUUCCAGUAUUCUGUGCUGUGUUCCAGGUCAUGUGGGUGAAGAGGAUUCUGCUGCUGCUCCUCAGUGUUGAAGCUGUACUGCCGUCUCAGUGCCAGCAGGGGGCGACCUUCUCCGAGGUGGUGCUGUCUCCGGCGGUGGGCGAUGGCGUCCUGCGGGCCCCCGGUGCCGCCUCCCUGCCGCAGUGUGUGGCGGUCGGCUGCGGGCUGCCGGGCUCCGAGUUGGUCUGGCUGUUCGAGGGCCGCUGCUACAUCCUGAGCUGCCAGCAGGGGGCGAGCGGGCGGCCCCGAGAGAGCCCCGGGGCCGCCGCCUUCCUGGCCUUCCUGCACAGGGCACCCCCCCAGGCGCUGGGGCUGCAGUCGCUGGGCAGAGGAGACCCCUAUGCCGGAGACCUGGAGGCCCUGGAGAACCUGGCCCCAGAGGACGGGCCGCCCCAGGACUCCUUUGACCCCGGCAUGCCGGAUGCAGAGCAUCCUAGGAGAAGCCAGGAGGAGAGGGGAGGGCCUUCUGUGGAAGGGAGAGACCAGUUCACCCAAUCGGAGACGGAGGGGGGUCCAGAGGGUCUAGAGGGUCCAAAGAGGACAGGAAGCAGCCCGGCCCAGAAUAGAGCCUCCAGCCGCCAGGGAGACGACUGGAGACCGACUACCCCUCAGGAGACCGAAGCACCACAGAUGUUUCUACCGCUGAGCGUCUCUCCUCAACAACACCGCCAGAGGCCGCCGCGCCGCACCGGCGCCACGAGGACUCGGGCCGCCGGCACGACCGCACAGCCGGGUACGCCGAGGGACGCUCCCGAUGGACUGAAGGUGCUCCAGUCAGCAGUCAGAGCUCCACCGACCGCCACCCAUCUCCCAGACAGACCUCUGACCUCUGACCCCACCACCAACCAAAGUCAUCGUACCAUCCCCCCAACCGCGGCAACUGUAGCCUCUGGCUCAGAGGUCAGGGGGUCAAACCGUGGCCCGGUGGCCGUCGUUGGUCCUGACAGGCAGUUGCUUCUCCCAAUGAGCAACUUGUUGCUCGACGGUGGCGGAAGCACCGACGACUGCGGCAUUGCCAGCUACCGCUGGGACGCCGUCAGCGGCCCUCUGGGGUUGAAGCUGGAAGGAGCGGACCAGGCUGUCGCCACAGCAUCAGGCCUCCGGGUGGGUCGCUACACCUUCAGACUGACGGUCUCUGACCAGCAGGGGGAGACAGACAGAGCUUCACUGACCGUCAGGGUCCAGGAAGCCACAAGCCUCCCCCCCGUGGCUCAUGCCAGUGGCAGCCACACCGUCUCUCUGCCCAACAGCUCUCUGGUCCUUCGGGGCGCCGUGACCGACGGAGACCAGACCGAGGUCCACUAUCUGUGGGUCAGAGACAGCCAGAGUCCUGCUGCUGGGGACGUCCUGUACGCCUCGGAGACGGCGGCCUGGCUGUACCUGGCCAACCUGGUGGAGGGGACCUACCUGUUCCAGCUCCGGGUGACGGACGCCCGGGGCCGCUGCAGCACGGCCACGGCCACCGUGGAGGUGCGGCCAGAGCCGGGCGGGGGGCAGCAGGUGGAGCUGGAGAUGCUGGUCUCCGUGUCCCAGGUGAGCGUCGCUCAGAGGGACACGCUAGUCCGGCAGCUCGCCGCCCUGAUCCACGUCCUGGACCGGGACAUCAGGGUCCGGGCGCUGCAGGGACACUCGCACCUCAGCACGGUGUUGCGGUUCUCGGUUCGGGGCCCUGCAGGUCCGAUCUCUGGCUCCCGGCUGGUGGUUCUGCUCGGGAACCAGCUGCUCCGAGAGAAGAGCGACUACCUGCUGUUCAGGGUCCUGAGAGUCGAGACCGUCUGGUGCCUGCUGCGCUGCUCGGGCCGGGGCCGCUGUGACCCGGUCACUAAGGCGUGUUCCUGUGACCCGUUCUGGACGGAGAACCUGCUCCGCAGAUACGUCGGUGACGGAGAGAGUAACUGUGAGUGGAGGGUGCUCUUCGUCAUCCUCACCAGCUUGGUGCUCAUGGUCUUCAUCCUGUCCGUCAGCUGGACCUUCAUCUGCUGCUGCCGGAGGAGGAGACAGACCAGAGUGAGGAAGAAAACCAAAUACACCAUCCUGGACAACAUGGACGACCAGGAGAGGGUGGAGCUCCGACCUAAAUUCAGUAUCAAACACCGCAGCACCGAGCACAACUCCAGCCUGAUGAUGUCAGAGUCCGAGCUGGACAGCGACCAGGACACCGUCUUCAGCCGGGACCAACCCGUCCGCAGCCGGGUCGGCGCCCACGUCGCCGCAACGGAGACGCCUUUGGCUGAGCCGGGAUCAGUUUGGGGUGUUAGCCUCAAGAGAUUUAAGGACUAAAGUACCUGGACUUCCUGUUUCUGUGAGGUCAGUCAAAUGAAGACGAGUCCAUCUGCAGGGGGACGUUCUGUCCACAGGACACGAGGACGGGCACCAACAUCGGGUCCUCAGAUGCAGACUUGUUAAACAUGUACGGUUCCAGGAUCAAUGAUCUGUGAUUGGUUCUCUGAUUGGUUCUCUGAUUGGUUCUCUUCUCACUCCCCAGAGAUCCAAACCGUUGGUGAACCUUCAGCUUCGUGUUCGUUCAUCCGCUGAUUGUGACAUAAAGACAUUCAAAUCAAA